Pelmatolapia mariae (spotted tilapia) is the source of this 1474-nucleotide messenger RNA. RefSeq names its product actinodin3 (gene and3). The coding region runs from base 1 to 954 and encodes 317 amino acids. The transcript is spliced from 2 exons. The record is from RefSeq and is a predicted model, not a curated record. NCBI's taxonomy places the organism in Eukaryota, Metazoa, Chordata, Actinopteri, Cichliformes, Cichlidae.
AUGGUCCCUGUAGGCGAUGUUAGCAUUGAUGCAGAGAAAGCAAAUGAUUUUCUGACUCACUCCAGACCAAAGCGUAAUGCGGACCCUCGGUGGUACAGAGGAAACCCAGACUUCCAGGCUUACUACAAAUACUACAGCAGCAUCGGACACACUGAGGGGCUCUAUGAGAUCGACAAGCUGCGGAUGCUCUACCAGCAGAUGAGGUACCUGGAGCACACCUAUGGCCCUGAUGCUUCCUAUUUCCAGAGCAAACUGGGAGUGCCUAUGAUCAUGUGUGACCCAGCUACAGACAAGAAGUGCAAAGUUGUUGCUCCUCCUCCUCCUCCUCCUCCACCGCCGAUGAAAGGGGUCCCAAGACCCACGGAGCCUCCUGCUCUUCCUAUUGCUCCAGCCAUUUCACAGGCCGAUGUGCUCUACCUGUGUAACCAAAAGGACCCCCUCUGCAAGCCUCACAUUGUCUACAUGCCCACAGGUGCAGUACCUGUGCUCUGUGACCCUCGGUACCACCCCCACUGCACUCCCCAGAAGGUUGCACCAGCUCCCGUGGCAGUGCCUCAACCACCUCCUCCUCCUCCUAAGAAAUCUGGCCCACCUCCACCUCCCCCAGUCUUUGUCAAGAAGUCUCCCCCAGCUCACAUCCGCAACUUUAAGGGCAUGGAGUACGAUUGUGACCCCUACUGGGAUCCCGACUGCCUGAUUGACAACCCACCCAGGCCCAUCAAAGGAAAGGUUGUGGUCCCGCCACCCCCACCCCCUCCGGUCGAGGAGGAAGAACAUGUGGAGGAGCCAGCACCUCCUGCACCCAUUGAGAAGAAAGUAACCUACUACCCUCACCCUUACUACUACCAGCACCCUCUACCCUACAACCCCAGGGAUGAUCUGUACGAUCCAGCCCGCUUCCAGUAUCCACGGCCUGCUGAUGCUGCUGACGAGCCUGCAGAGGAGAGCCAGUAAAACAUCCAGAGGGAACAAAACAGACUAUGAAAACAUCCAAGUUGCACACUUUCACAUCUUUUAAAUGUAAUGUUAAUAAAACCAAUGUCUUAGCGCAUUUUUAGAUGCAGUGUAAUUACAUCGAUGACUCAAUGUGUAACUGCCAGUAUGUGAAAAAUCAAUUUUCUUUUUGACAAGAAUAAAUUGUAACAAAUCAGUUUUUCAUCAGCGAGUAGCAUUUUGAGUUGGAAUAUCCUUUUUGAAAGGUGCAAAGUAGCCUCAAAAGGAAAGCUUUGCUCCACCCAUCGCCACAUGGCAGGUAAAAAUCACUUGUGAAGUACCAGCAUGCAUGCUGGUAGGCCAUUAUGUCUGUUCUGCUGUACAUUUAAUAGCCAAAUAAAUGCUGACUCCUGUUAUUUUCCAUACACUCUGGAGCAAUAAGUCACCCUGCAGUCUUUUUCCUGCCUCUCUGUCCAAAACCUAUAAGGGCAAUCAAACAGCAGGAACACAACUUCAGAAGGUGAUCUGCAAACGCGCUGCU